UCUCUCUACUCCAAUACUAUCUGAUCUGAACCCAAAUGAAACACCAAGAAAACUAAUAAUCCAAUUGGAUCAUACCAAAAGGGAAAUGGCACAAGAGGCGCGACUGAACCUCCGAAUGCAAAAGGAGCUUAAGCUCCUUCUCACUGACCCACCUCCCUGCGCCUCCUUUCCUUCUCUCACUUCUUCUUCCUCUCUUUCCUCCAUUCAUGCCCAAAUUGAAGGCCCUGAAGGAACUGUGUAUGCUAAAGGACUCUUUAACCUCAAAAUUCAGAUACCCAAAAGGUACCCGUUUCAGCCACCGAUUGUGACUUUCGUAACGCCAAUUUAUCAUCCAAAUAUUGACAAUGGUGGCCGUAUUUGCUUGGAUAUUCUCAAUCUUCCUCCAAAGGUUAGCCAAUUCAUGAUGGUUGGGUUUUUACUGCUCAUUAGUCAAUACAUUAGUUCUUCAGUAUAUGUAUAGCAAUAACUGGCUUUUAUUUCUGUAGGAUCCAGUAAAAAUAUUACUAUAAUUUUAACUAAGCAAUAAGGAAUGAUUUGGUCUGAAUUCCUCAUGAGCAUCUAAAUUUGGUAAUGAAAAACUUUAAUUCACUUGUAUGAUCAAAUGGAUGGAUUAAAAAUUCCUCUCAGAGCCGUGGGAUUUGCCUUUGUCUUUGUUUAUACUGUACUUUGCCUUCUAGAUGUGGAAGCUAAAAAAGCAUUGCAACUGUCAUAUAUUCAUAUAGCAGUAGCAUACUGCUGUGUCAAAUCCGUGAUACAGUGUGAAGUGAAGGGAAUUUGAAAGUUGCCUUAUUUUGGUGGAAGUAUACAUAUCAUUUGUUGUUGGUUUCAAAGUGUUGGCAGAAACAUAAUAGUUAGACCUGCAUAAGUUAUGAGCUUGUAGAAGUCAUCAAUGUCCAUAACAUCUGAUCUGUUAAUUGCUUUUAAGUCCAAUCGAUAUUAAUCCCUGGUUAAGAUUGUCUGACAUGGAAUGGAAUAGUUUGGACGCUGACUGCAACUAGCAUUUGAUAUCUUUUAUGUGCACCUUUCGCGUCUACGAGCAAUCUGACUGCUUAGUGGAUUUCACUCAUCUCUAUAGCUUAUACAAUUUGUUUCUUAAAAUCAUUUUUCUUAGUGUUUGAGUAAAUAUUAAGCUUGUGCUAUGUAUCUCUAAAUUCGUACUUGGUGCGAUAGAAGUGUACUAGUUUAAUUAUUUUCCUGAAUAACGUAUAAAGACUGGGCUUGCACAAUAUUUUUGAAGAAAUAAUGUGUGCAAGCAUUCUUGCUCUUUUUAUCUUUGUUACUCGGACUCUUCAAAAAUGUUGUUGGGUGCGUGUCGGAUCAUCCAAAUUUAGUGCAUGUUUGGAGGAUCCGACACGGGUGCGGCAGUACUUUUGAAGAGUCCGAGCAACAUAGCUUUUUAUGACUUCCCAAUGAAUCUACCUUAUGUGCUGUAUUCAAAUCAAUUCGUUGUUCUCAAAUGAUAAUGUACAUAAUUUCUGCUUUUGCUGCUUGUCGGUUGUGCAUCGAAGGCUCAAAUCUUCUCUAGAAAGGCUUUCAAGCAAUCAUCGCAUAUAUAACUGAUCAAGUACUGGUAUACAUUUUUGCUUGAAUUAUCUUGUUGCACUUCAUGCAAAUGGAUCUAAUGUUUUAAGAGUCUUAACAUGCUAAAAUUCUACUUAUGUAUUACAGAAUAAUAGCUCAACUUAACCGCCAAAAUUUCCAUUUUUACUACUGUUUUCUUGAAUCUCUGAUAUUCUACCAUUUGGGUACAUGUAAUUUUUUAUAUCUACCAUUCUAUAAUAACUUUCAUAAAAUUUUCAAAUCUUAAUGUCUUGACUAAGGUGGUGUACGACCAACCUAGGAUUAAGUGGGGAGCCUUGACUAAGGCAAAUGCUCAAGAGUUAGGGGAGAAGCUGUUGGCCAUGGGGGCCUGGAGGAGUAUUGGGGACGCGAGUAGUAUGUGGACCACGACAGCGAACUGUAUUAAGGAAGUUGCUAGAAAGGUGUUAGGGGUAGCGAAGGGUUAUUCGGGAGGCCACAAAGUGGACUGGUGGUGGAAUGAGGUGGUCCAAGGAAAAGUGGAAGCGAAGAAAGUGGCAUAUUUGAAGCUAGUGGGGAGAACGAAUGAAGAGGAGAAGAUGACGUGUAGGGAGUGUUAUAAGAAGGCAAGGAAAGAGGCAAAAUUGGCUGUCACGGCGGCUAAGACGGUAGCUUUUGAGCGAUUGUAUGAGGAUCUUGGAGGCAAAGGAGGAGACAAGACGUUGUAUAGGUUAGCCAAGAUUAGGGAGAGGAAGGCGCGGGACCUGGACCAAGUGCGGUGCAUCAAAGACGAAGAUGGUAAGGUUCUGGUGAAAGAGGCGUGUAUCAGGCGUAGAUGGCAGGAGUACUUCCAUGGAUUCUUGAACGAGGGAGAAGACAGGAACAUCGUGCUAGGUGAGAUGGAAAACUCAGGGAGUCAGAGGGAUUUUGGGUUUUGUAGGCGUAUUAGGAGCGAAGAGGUUGUGGGGGCAAUGCGGAAGAUGAGCAGGGGUAAAACGACUGGACCUGGCAAGAUUCUAGUGGAAUUUUUGAAUGAAGUGGGCCAGGCAGGCUUGGAAUGGCUUAUUGGGUUGUUUAAUGUCAUUUUCAGGACGAAGAAACAAAGGUGAUAUUCAGGACUGCAACAACUAUAAGGUAUCAAGCUGCUGAGUCAUACUAUGAAAAUUUGGGAGAGGGUGGGGGAGAGGAGGGUGCAAUGCGACGUAGUAUUACUAUUUUUUCGAGAAUCGGUUCGGAUUUAUGCCGCGACGGUCUAUUACAAAAGCUAUUCACCUUGUGAGGAGAUUGGUGGAGCAGUAUUAGCGAGAGGAAGAAGUACCCAAAUUCUCAAAAGUCAGCUUGUAAUUACUCAAAGGAACUGAAAU
Messenger RNA from Nicotiana tabacum (common tobacco), 2882 nucleotides. The record is from RefSeq and is a predicted model, not a curated record. NCBI's taxonomy places the organism in Eukaryota, Viridiplantae, Streptophyta, Magnoliopsida, Solanales, Solanaceae.